CCUUCCCCAGUCGGUUGUGUAGUGAACAAGUGCAGGUAUUAAAAACUAUACAAAUAUAAGCAGUCAGUGUACAAUGACAUCAUCUGCCAGUGCUGCGGUGAGUGUUCCGGAAUGGAUGACAAAAGAGUACUUUGUCGAUGCGAUAGCGGUGAAGCUGGGCAAACCGGCCACUGAUUUUACGAUCACCGAUCUGGAUGUUCGGCGCGCAACGGAGGCGGGUGAUAAUUACGCCUCCAUUCUGUACCGCGUGCGCGUUUCGGUCCGUCUGCACAAUACCGACGGCACGCCGAUGGACAUUUCGCUGAUUGUGAAGGCACUGCCAAAGCUUUCGCUGACCGAUGAAAUGGUGAAGAUGAUGAACCUGUUCCCGAAAGAGAUCGCCAUGUACACGGACGUGCUGCCCCGCCUGGAGCAGCUGUACCAUCAGGCGGGCCGUACCAGCGUGCACUUUGGUCCGCGCUGUCUCAAGCACAGCACCGAACCGACCGAUGUGAUAGUGCUGGAAGAUUUGCGCGAACGCCAGUUUACGAUGGCCAACCGGCGGCAGGGACUGGACAUGGAGCAUACGCGCCUGGUACUGCGCCGGAUGGCGCAGUUUCAUGCCGCGUCGGUCGUGCUGGAGGAUCAUCGCGGCCCGUACGGCGAGCUGUUCCGGGAGGGCAUGUUCACCGAGAAGGGGCGCGCGAUGAGCGAGCAGUUUCAGAAGGGACAGGCCGAUUUCUUCCAGAAAAUUAUGGGAUGUUGGUCGGAAAAAGCGCAACAAUGCGCCAGCGUGAUGCAACAUUGGGGCAUGGAUUUGUUUGACUCGCUGAUUCGCGUAACCCGCGCCAAUCGGAAGGGAUUCAACGUGCUGAAUCAUGGCGAUAUGUGGUGCAAUAACAUUCUGUUCCAAUACAAUGAGAACAGCACGGUGAACGAUAUCUUGUUGAUCGACUAUCAGCUUAGCUUCUGGGCUUCCCCUGCAAUCGAUCUGAUCUACUUCAUGUUCACCUCGGUCAAUGGAGAUUUCAAGCUGUCGCAGCUGAACUACAUGGUGCAGUACUACCACGAGCAUCUCGUCGACAGUCUGAAGUUUCUCGGGUACACUGGUACCGUGCCGCUGCUGAAGGAGCUCCACUCGGACAUCAUCUCACACCAUCUGUUCGGAUAUAUGAUUUGCUUUUCCAUACUACCCAUCUGCUUGCUGGAGAAAACGGACGAUGCCUCGAUGGAUUUGAUGCUGGAUCAGGGCGCGGCGGGCGAAUCCUUCAAGCUGAAAAUGUACACCAAUCCGGUGUAUGUGCGGCAGAUGGAGCAACUGAUGGAGUAUUUCUUCGACAUGGGUGUUCACGAUUUGCUGCAAAUCGGAACACAGCGCCCAGCACGUAUCGACUGUGAUCCUUCGCUAGAGUUGCCCCUCUGGUUGGAUCGCGAGUUCGUAGAACACAUUGUUGACGCUAAGUUUGGCACUGCACCUGAGGAUAAGCGAACUGUCCGCAGCGUAUACACGAAGAACGCAGCGAAGAAGGGUGACAGUUAUGCUGCAGCCCUGUACUCGGUCAAGGUGGAGCUGCUAUGGAAGGAUGCUGGCGUGGAGGAAACACUUUCGCUUAUCGUCAAAGCGCCACCAAAGGGAAUUGCCGCAUCCUACUCCCUAGAUAAGGAGGUGUACGUGCGCGAGCUUUACCUGUACGAGCACCUGUUACCCGCCUUUGAAGCACUUUACCGUAGCAAGGGAGUAACGGUGAAGCUAGGACCACGGUACUACAAACCACGCGUCGGGUUACCGGUGGAGGUGAUCGUGCUGGAAGAUUUAACAAUCUCCGGAUACCGGAUGGCUAGCAGGCAGGAUUGCUUAGACCAGGCUCACUUGGAGGUUGCACUUAACCAUCUGGCUCAGUUCCACGCUGCUUCAGCGGUGUAUAGCGAAUCGGGCAAAACGCUACCCGCGAUACUCACCGCAUCGUCCGCCGACCGGCAGAUGGCAGCAAAAACCGAUCACAUGUUUGCCCCUUCGCUGGACAGUUUGUUUGGAUAUAUGAGAGAGUGGGAUUUUGCGGGCGAAUUUGUAGACGAUUUGGAAACCGUUGCAAAACAGAUCUACCAGCUGCUGGUGGACACGUGGACCCUCAAUCCGGAAGGAUUCAAUGUACUCAAUCAUGGCGACGCUUGGCUUAACAAUAUGCUGUUCGCAUACAACGACUACGAUGGGUCCGUCGAUCGUAUGGCACUGAUCGACUUUCAGUUUCCGUCCUGGGGCUCGCCCGUGUUCGAUCUGAUUCACUUCCUGUUCUCCUCCGCACGGGCUGAUUUGAAGCUCUCCAAGCAAGCCUACUUUUUACGCUACUAUCAGGAACGUUUGGUGCACAACCUGGUGCUGCUCGGGUACGGGAAACCACUGCCGACGCUUCGGCAGCUUCACCUUGAUUUUAAUGAUCGUUUGACUGCCGCCAUCAAAACUGUCGUGAUCGAUUUACCGUACGUGCUGGUAGACGACACAGACGAUGCUUCGCAGGAAGCGGCCAUCGUACAGACGGAAGUGGGGCAAAGGUUUCAGAAGCUUCUUUUCGAUAAUGAGCGCUACAAGGAGCAGCUGAAGGAUCUUUUGCCAUAUUUCCGAUCGCGUGGUUUGCUGACACCACUUGCCGCUAACAGCAAGCGAAAUAGACUGCUCUUGAGUGCUUUUGAAAUGGCCUGCUUCGAGUGGAUCAAUAACGACCUGCUGACGGGGCUACUGUCUGAGCAGCAUGGAACCAGUUUCAAGCAGCUGAUUGCCUACGAUGUUAGCUUUGCCACCAAAAAGGGAGAUAAUUAUGCGAGUGAAAUGUAUCGUGUGUCGGUGCAGUACGACAUCGGGAACAUAGUGAAGAAAAGGAUAAUUCUUAAGGUGAUGCCAUCGGGAGAACUACAGCAAAAAGUCAUGGAGGAGAACAGUAUCUACUCUAGGGAGAUAGUAAUCUACAGUCAAAUAAUACCCAGGAUAUACGAGCUCUUAAGGUCGAUUGGUGAUGUAUCGAUUAUUUCGCCGCUCUGUUUGACCACCGCCAACACACCCAAGCAGAUGCUCGUGUUUGAGGAUGUUAGCGAACAGAGCUUUAAGAUGAUGGAUCGUCGCCUUGGAUUAGAUUUAGACCAUGCUCGCUUGGUGAUUGUAAAGCUUGCCAAACUGCACGCCUGCUCGCGGAUUGUGUACGAAGCUGAACCGACUCUGUUUGACCUCAUGAUGGAAGGAUGCAUUUCAGAUGAUCCCAAGAAGCAAACGUUCUUACCCUACUAUCGACGGUGCGUUGGUCAGGUGAUGCGUUUAGUGCAGCAAUGGAACAAGGAUGGAAGAUGGAACUCGAUUCUGGGAAAACUGGACAAGCUUCAGGACAAGAUUAUUCCCUACGGAUGUGAUGUUUACCACCGACGGGACGAUUGCUUUAACGUACUUAAUCAUAACGACAUCUGGGUUAACAAUAUGAUGUUUCAAUUCGAGCAGGGAACGGGAGUGAAAGAUGUUCUGCUGCUGGAUUAUCAACUGUCCUUUUACGGUUCUCCAGGGAUAGAUCUUAAUUUCUUGCUGUACGGUUCACUGCAACCGGAAGUUCGCAAAUUACAUCUCAUGGAGUUAGUACAGCUCUAUCACACUACGCUCCGUGGAACGUUGGAGCAACUGCACUACGGAGGAACCAUCCCCAGCCUGCCAGACAUCCACGUGGAAAUCAUUCGCAAGGGAUUCCACCGUGUCAACGCCGUCUUUCAGCAGAUGCCCGUUGCCAUGAUGGAACGUUCGGAAGAUGCGGACAUGGAUUUGAUCUUGGGAGAGGGUGAACGAAGCGAAACAUGCCGUCGAGAGCUGUUUGACAAUCCACGAUACGUCAGCAUUUUGCCAGCCCUGUUGCAGGAAAUAAUGCCAGAAAAUACCUUUCCAGCUUGCCUGAACGCAUCCGCCGAUGCACCAGACUGGCUAAACGAAGCGUACGUGGAGCAAAUGCUGCGCUGCGCGUUUAAGGACGCAUCAAUCAAAGUGCGCAAGCUGGAUGUAUACUAUGCCGUGCCGAAAGGGAACAACUAUGCUAGCAUUAUAUUUCGCAUCGGUGUUACGUACCACUCCCAGCUACAGUACGAAAUAGCACGCACCUUCAUUGUCAAAGGCAUGAUCACGGAGGGAAUUGCGGGCGAGAAGCUGCGCCAGUACGACGUGCAGCGCAAGGAGAUGGACGUGUACCAAUUUGUGAUUCCCGAGCUGAAGCUCCUGAUGAAAUCGAUCGGCGAGCCGGGCGAGCUGUAUCCUACCGCGCUGAUAGUGGAUCGCAAGCGUGAGGUGAUCGUGUUUAAGGAUCUGACCCCGGACGGCUACCGGAUGGUGGACCGGACGCAGGGCAUGGACAUGGUGCAUAUGAAAAUGGCUAUCAAGCUGAUGGCCAAAAUGCAUGCCAGCUCGCUGAAGCUGCGCGAGCAGCAGCCCAACAUAUUUGUGCCGUACAACACGUGCAUCGUGACGCGCGAAACGGACGCUUUCUAUCCGAUGUUUGUGCACAUCUUUAACGCACUGACGGACGAGGUUGGCAAAUGGGGAUCGGAAUGGAAGUACUAUCACGAGAAGCUGCAGCAGUUGGCACCGAACUUUGUCGAGUACUCACAGCGCGUGGUGGACAACGAUCCGGCCAGCGAUGAUUUGUGCGUGUUUGUGCAGGGUGACAUGUGGGUGAACAAUUUCCUGUACAAGUAUGAUGAGCAGGGCAAUCCGAUCGAUGCGGUUCUGCUGGAUUUUCAGUACUGCACGUACAGCACACCGAUGAUCGAUUUCUGCUACCUUUACUACACCUCGGCUAGGGAUGACAUCAGACAGAACUGUUUCGAUGAGCUGCUCCAGUACUACUACUAUCAGCUGGUGGACUACGCACGACGGUUGCAGUACCGGGCGCGGUUGCCAACACUCUAUCAGUUUCUGCAGCAAACGCAACGGAAAAUGUUCUACGCUGUGUACUCCACCUUCAUUGCAUUACCGGUACAGAUGAAUGACAAUACGGCUGAUGCCGAUUUCGAAGCAUUAAUGUGCAACGACGAGCGGGCACAGAGCUUUAAGCGCAUGAUUGUGGCGAACGACAAAUACCAAACCAUCCUGCGCGGUUUGCUGUCACAGUUCGAUCGCAAGGGUCUGUUGGACAAAUUGGACUAGACUCCAUUUGGAAAGUCUCAAAUAUUCUUCUACCUAUCUUUAUUAUCAAUAAACAAAAUCCAGUAAGGUCUGAAGCCUUUCAACCGUCGGACCUGUAACA
Anopheles arabiensis is the source of this 5243-nucleotide messenger RNA. RefSeq lists its product as uncharacterized. The transcript is spliced from 10 exons. NCBI's taxonomy places the organism in Eukaryota, Metazoa, Arthropoda, Insecta, Diptera, Culicidae. The record is from RefSeq and is a predicted model, not a curated record. Bases 74 to 5143 code for a protein of 1689 amino acids.